Telopea speciosissima is the source of this 1350-nucleotide messenger RNA. Its product is annotated as G-type lectin S-receptor-like serine/threonine-protein kinase LECRK4. The transcript has a single exon. The coding region runs from base 1 to 1350 and encodes 449 amino acids. The record is from RefSeq and is a predicted model, not a curated record. Gene Ontology annotation, molecular function: protein kinase activity; ATP binding. NCBI's taxonomy places the organism in Eukaryota, Viridiplantae, Streptophyta, Magnoliopsida, Proteales, Proteaceae. Gene Ontology annotation, biological process: recognition of pollen; protein phosphorylation.
AUGGGAGAAAAGAUUCUCAACUAUCCAAUACUGUCCAAUACUGUGAAUCAGAAGAGUAAUUGGUCAAUCAACUGGGAAUCAUCGGCCGAUAAGUGUGACCCCAAGGGACUUUGUGGCUUGAAUGGGUAUUGUACUAUCAUGGAUCAGUGGGGCGUAUGCAACUGUAUUCCUGGUUUCAACUUCAUCAAUGAGAGUCGCCCAAAUUUGGGUUGCCAGCUGGCAAAGUUAGAAGCUGAUCAGAGCUGCGGAAAUAAAACACAAAAUAGCAUCUCCAUAAAUACAUUGGAGAACACUGUAUGGGAAGACAAUCAAUAUUCAAUUUUAUUAUCCUCAACUGAAGUAGAAUGCCAAAAUGCUUGCUUGGCAGACAGUAACUGUGAUAUUUCAACGCUUAAAGACCAGAAUUGCAGAAAAGGGAAGCUCCCAUUGAGAUACGGAAGAAAGUUACAAGAUACAUCCGCCACCAUCACCUUAACUUUUGUUAAAGUCAGCAGGAUGAAUUGUAGUAGUCUCACCCCUCCAAGUGAUCAUGGGGCGGUAACAAAAGGAAGCAAGGGUGGAGCAAGUAAAGGUAUGUUAAUUAUCAGUCUUGCAUUUAACGGUUGUGCAUGUGUGGUAUUAGCAAUUUUCGGCUUUCUUGUUUACCGGUACCGGAUUUUGGUGUAUAAGAAGAUAUCCUCAUAUCAGGCAAACAAUAUAGGAUUAGUUGAGGAGAUCGGAGGACUUCGAUCGUUUACAUAUGUUGAGCUUGAGAAAGUGACAGAAGGUUUCAAAGAAGUGGUGGGAAGGGGAGCUUUCAGUACGGUUUUUAAAGGAACUUUAUCAAAUGGUACGAGGAACGCAGCUGUAAAGAGACUAGACGACAAAUUGUUCGACGAAAGAGAGAGAGAAUUUAAGACUGAGAUGAGAGUAAUUGCCAAAACCCAUCACAGAAACCUAGUUCAAUUGCUUGGUUAUUGUUGUGAUGGCCCAAAUAGGCUUCUAGUGUACGAGUAUAUGAGCAAUGGAUCACUUGCCCUCCUUUUCAAUUCUGAAAUACCGCCACCAAGUUGGCAUGAAAGGAAGGGAAUUGCUCUCAACAUAGCAAAAGGUAUGCUCUACCUACAUGAAGAGUGUGACACCCAGAUCAUCCACUGUGACAUAAAGCCUCAAAACAUCCUCAUGGACGAGAACCGAUGUCCAAAGAUUGCUGACUUUGGAUUGGCGAAGCUGUUAAAGGCAGACCAGACCAGAACUCAGACCGGGAUCAGAGGGACGAGAGGGUAUGUUGCACCCGAGUGGUGGCACCCGAACUUGGCUGUAACGGUUAAAGCAGUGUUUACAGUUAUGGGGUCGUGCUUUUGGAAAUAA